This is a messenger RNA of Exophiala oligosperma, 2741 nucleotides long. RefSeq lists its product as uncharacterized. Gene Ontology annotation, biological process: superoxide anion generation; defense response. The transcript has 3 exons. The coding region runs from base 583 to 2403 and encodes 606 amino acids. Lineage: Eukaryota; Fungi; Ascomycota; Eurotiomycetes; Chaetothyriales; Herpotrichiellaceae. Gene Ontology annotation, molecular function: superoxide-generating NAD(P)H oxidase activity. The record is from RefSeq and is a predicted model, not a curated record. Gene Ontology annotation, cellular component: NADPH oxidase complex; plasma membrane.
CGAACCUCAAUUUUCGACUCUUGCGAAGCUCCAACUCAACAUCGUCCCAUGGCGGCACCCACAGCGUCUGGACUUUGGUGGCUACGUGCUGUCACCCAAGGAUCAUGUCCCGCGUCCAGUUAGGAUGAUUUUCUCGCCCUAGGAACCAGCCUUCGAUGGCACCCACGGAGCCCACAAGCCAUGCCCGAUUGAUGCCCCCUAUCUCGUGCAUGCGAAGACUGCUGACCUACUGGGCCCUGGAGGCAACUUCAAGCGCUCACAGUAUAUUCUACAGUCUCCGUGCACAGGGUUCCUAGUUAUCUAUGACUUCUCCGCCCUGAUCUUCCAUUUGUUUACCGUUGAUCAUUCUCUUCUUCUUGGCCCAACUGUCUUGAUAGAUAGGUUUUAUUAUUGCUUUUCAUUGUUGACGCGACUCUACAGAGCGUCCGCGGUGGACACACGACCAAGUGUGCGUUUCAAAAACCGCAGCCAUCUUGUGGUCUGUGUGUCGAGUCUCGAUCUUACCGCAGCAACGUAGACGAACUGUGGGUUGCUAGGGCCGAACGUCAGAGCUGUGGACUCCUCUUUUCAAAAGCGAGAACCAUGGAGUCUACGCCACCGCCGCCAUACUUAUACGAGGUGCCGCUGGGACGGUCGAAUACCACGACGCAUAAUAAUGCUCCUAUGUACUACCUGGAAAAGCCCUUGGCCAGAUCAAACACAAUGUCGAGAACGUCUGUCAUGUCGGAACGAACACGGUCGACCCCUCUCUCGAGGUUGUUGUUGUCGGGGGAGGUCAGCGGAGAAGCGCCUCGAGACUUGACCUUGAAAGAGAAGUUGGAAAGAUGGAUGGUCAAUGAAGGGUCAAGACGAGUGGUGGUGGGAGUGUUCGUGCUGGUUCACGGACUGAUAUUUGCGUUCGGCUUCAUGAACUACCAGCUGAAGGACAACCUUACAAACGCCCGCGCGACAUUUGGGAUCACGUAUCCAAUUGCGCGAGCUGCGGCAUUGGUCUUACAUUUCGACGUGGCUUUGAUCCUCUUUCCCGUCUGCCGGACCCUGAUAUCCUUGUUGCGACAAACACCUCUCAACAGUAUCGUUCCUUUCGACAAGAACAUCACUUUUCACAAGACCGUGGCCUACUCAAUUGUCUUAUUCACCUGGGUCCAUACCAUUGCGCAUUGGCACAACUUUGCCCAACUUGCAGCUAAGCAAAAGCUCGGUUUCGUUGGGUUCUUGAAAAUCAACUUUUUCACUGGUCCCGGCUGGUCCGGCUACGUCAUGCUGUUUUCUCUAAUGGCCAUGGUCUUCACUUCGAUUGAGAAGCCUCGGCGUGCGAACUACGAACGCUUCUGGUCCGUACACCAUCUCUUCGUCAUCUUCUUCGGCUUCUGGUCCAUCCACGGGGCCUUCUGUAUGAUUAAGGCCGAUUCCGCACCCUUUUGCUUCGGUACAGGUGUCUUUUGGGAGUACUGGAUGUACGGCGGCUUUGCAUACCUGUUGGAACGGGUCCUUCGAGAGAUCCGUGGCCGUCACAAGACCUAUGUCACCAAGGUCAUUCAACAUCCCAGUAACGUCGUCGAGAUUCAAAUGCACAAGGAGAGAACCAAAACCAGGGCUGGCCAGUAUAUCUUCUUGUGUUGUCCCGAAAUCUCUAUCUGGCAAUACCAUCCCUUCACCUUAACGUCGGCUCCUGAGGAGGACUACAUCUCCGUCCACGUCCGCAUGGUCGGCAACUUCACCAAAGCCCUCGGCAAAGCGCUUGGCUGCGAAGAAGGUAAGGGUGGAAAAGGAGGUGAAGUUGGCGAAAAGAAGCAGCGCUCAGAAGUGGUUUCUAUGGCACCAGGCGCUGGCCUGACGAAACUCUUGCCCCGAAUUUAUGUUGACGGUCCAUUUGGAUCGGCCUCCGAGGAUGUGUUCAAGUUCGAGACCGCCGUUCUGGUCGGUGCUGGUAUUGGAGUGACGCCAUUCGCCAGUAUUCUGAAAUCGAUUUGGUACCGCAUGAGCGCUGGUAACGACGGCAAUACACGCCUACGCAAAGUGUACUUUUUCUGGGUCUGCCGUGACUUUGGAUCUCUCGAAUGGUUCAAAAGUCUUCUAAUGGCCAUUGAGGCGCAAGACAAGCAACACAAGAUCGAGAUCCAUGCUUACCUCACUGCCAAAAUAUCCGCAGCAGACGCGAACAACAUCAUGCUCAACUCUACUGACACCGAUGCCAUUACCGGUCUUCGUACCCCUACUAACUUUGGCCGUCCAAACUGGGAUAUGGUUUUCCGGGCAAUUCGAAAGCUACAUUCACCUGGCGAGGCUGGCGUGUUCUUCUGCGGUCCAAAGGGCCUCGGCUCUCAAUUGCACAUUAAGUGCAAUAUGUACAGUGAGGGUGACAAAGGGUACAACUUCGUCUGGGGCAAGGAAAAUUUUUAGAUUCCACGUUCUUUUUUUUGGGCGAGUUCCAGCAUCGUUGUACAACAGAAGAAAGGUCCGAUACUACUUUUGGCUUCUCAAAAAAAUAUUCGAGCAUUGCGACAGCGCUAAGUGGGCAACAUUCUGUGGAACGUUUCCAGGAGUGCGACCUGAGGAUUUUUCGAUUGCUGCUGCGUUCUUGCAAGUUGUAUGUAUGACAGCAGAGCUUUGUUUCCGCAAGGAACAAACGACUUUUUGGCUUGUCGCGACUAUCAUUUAUUUAGAUAUUAUACCCACAUGAGCUCGCUCUACGAGAUUUACGAGGUGAAGGAAUGAGAAUCUUUUCAGAAACCACAAUA